Nymphalis io (European peacock) is the source of this 1848-nucleotide messenger RNA. It is a transcript of the gene black, whose product is annotated as cysteine sulfinic acid decarboxylase. Bases 134 to 1663 code for a protein of 509 amino acids. Gene Ontology annotation, biological process: carboxylic acid metabolic process. The record is from RefSeq and is a predicted model, not a curated record. Gene Ontology annotation, cellular component: cytoplasm. The transcript is spliced from 4 exons. Gene Ontology annotation, molecular function: pyridoxal phosphate binding; carboxy-lyase activity. NCBI's taxonomy places the organism in Eukaryota, Metazoa, Arthropoda, Insecta, Lepidoptera, Nymphalidae.
GCUGAGCGACGGACCAAAAUUGCAUUACUAAUGGCAGCGGCCGCCCGCAAUAGCCAUAUAGAUAUAAAGUAUAAAAGUUUAUUAUAAUUCAAUGGUAAAGUUUAUAAGAUUGCACUUAAAAUAAAUUUAAAAAAUGCCUGCCGAUUCAAAUAUUAUUGUAACGGGUGAUGAGAGAAAAAAUACAAUUCUAUUUCAAAGUCUCCCAGAGAGAUCGAAACAUGAAGAUUUUUUGAGAAGGGCGGUAGAUCUGUUAGUAGAGAGAGUGGUUUUUGGCAGAUCUUCUCGAAGUUCUAAAGUUGUAGAGUGGGCAGCUCCUGAGGAUAUCAAAAAGGCCAUAGAUUUGAAGCCUCGGGAUGGACCUGCGACUCAUGACGAACUCCUGGCUUUCAUGGCUGAUGUCGCCCGAUAUUCCGUUAAUACAGCACACCCAUACUUCGUCAACCAACUUUUCUCAUCCGUUGAUCCUUACGGUCUUGUCGGUCAGUGGUUGACAGAUGCUCUCAAUCCUAGCGUAUACACUUUCGAAGUUGCUCCAGUUUUUACUUUGAUGGAAGAAGAAGUUCUGCGAGAGAUGAGGGAGAUUGUUGGAUGGUCAGAUGGAGAAGGUGAUGGAAUCUUUUGUCCUGGAGGUUCCAUAGCUAAUGGGUAUGCUAUAAGCUGUGCACGAUACCACUUCUACCCAGAAACUAAGAGUAAAGGUGUUUACGCAGUUCCGAAUUUAGUAAUCUUCACGUCUGAGCUUGCUCAUUAUUCAACGAGAAAAAUGGCCGCUUUUAUGGGGAUUGGUAACGACAACUGUAUCGCGAUAAAGGCCGAUGAAUUGGGUAAAAUGGACGUGGAAGACCUGGAGAAGAAAAUCAACGAAACAAUCGAAGGCGGUUCUACGCCUUUUAUGGUUACUGUAACAUCGGGUACAACGGUAUUUGGAGCCUUUGAUCCCAUAGCGCCUGUUGCUAAUUUGUGUAAGAAGUACAACCUCUGGUUACACGUAGACGCAGCUUGGGGAGGCGGUGCUCUAAUGUCGAAAACACAUAGGCAUCUUUUAAAUGGUAUUGAAUUGGCGGAUUCUGUAACAUGGAAUCCACACAAACUGUUGGCUGCACCACAACAAUGCUCAACCUUCCUGACAAGACAUAAACGUGUCCUCGAAGAAGGACACUCAUCGAAUGCAAAGUAUCUCUUUCAGAAGGAUAAAUUUUAUGAUACAUCGUAUGACACUGGCGACAAACACAUUCAAUGCGGUCGAAGAGCUGACGUCUUGAAAUUCUGGUUCAUGUGGAAGGCGAAAGGUACCGAAGGCUUUGAGAAACAUAUCGACAAACUCUUCGACAAUGCGAGCUUCUUCCUUGAACACAUUAAGCACAGAGAAGGUUUUCAGCUCGUUCUCGAAAAGCCAGAGUGUACCAAUAUCAUGUUUUGGUACGUUCCUAAGUGUCUUCGAGGUUGUGAAAACGAACCGACCUACAACGAAAGGCUACAUAAGGUCGCACCGAAAAUAAAAGAACGAAUGAUAAAAGAAGGCAGCAUGAUGGUCACGUAUCAACCGCAAGGCAAUCUCGUCAAUUUUUUCCGCAUUGUAUUUCAAAACUCUGCACUUGAUCACAAGGAUAUGGUUUACUUCGCUAACGAGUUCGAGCGCCUGGGAUCGGAUAUAGUUGUUUAGAUUACUUAGAUAGAAGCAAUGCUUGAAUAAUCUUGUAUUAUCCAACAUUUAAUUUUAUUACAUCAUUUAUCAUCUGUGAUUUUUAUUUAUAAAAGGUUUUUUUUUAAUCUGUAAAAAUAAAAUAACGAUAUUAAACAUUAUGUCAAUUAGAUUAUAAUAUGUUAAUAAAUGUAUUUAUUAUGAAA